AUGAGUUUGGCCCUCACACAGGUCUCGCCUUCUCCUGACAGGGCCUGGAUUUACUGCUGCAGUCCUGGGAGUCAGAUUUCAUGCAACCAUUCCAAUGGUGUAACGGAUGCCUGUGGUUUAGGUCUCCAGCACUUUGAGAAGUACUGUGGACUUAGCAAGAUGGAUACCACUUACCACCUGCCGCUCAAUGUCUACGUGAUAGUGCUGGGCAUCGGCCUGUUCGUCUUCAUGCUCAGCCUCAUCUUCUGCUGCUACCUCUUCAGGUUGAAACAGCAAGGGACGAGGGAGCAGUUCAGCUACAAUGAGGUGGUUCUUAAAGGGGCAGGCAAGAAGCUGAGCCUUCUAGGACAAACGUGUGCCGUAUGUUUGGAAGAGUUUCGGACCAGAGAUGAGCUAGCUGUGUGUCCGUGUUCGCACGCAUUUCACAAGAAGUGCCUGCUGAAGUGGCUGGAGAUCCGCAGCGUGUGCCCCAUGUGUAACAAGCCCAUCCUCAGGCUCCACCCAGACCCCACACAGGGAACUGAGGGGCCCCAGGACCCAGAGGAGGUGUGAAGGACCCACAGGGGCCACCACGACCGCCAUACGCACCUGUACACAUUUACACGGAAUUGAUGGUCAUUUUAUGGACAUCACACAGAGUCGAUUGUAUUCUUAAAGUGACUUCCAUGGUGUUAGUCUUUGACUGAGCAUUGAUCAAUAUGGCUGGGGUUUGGGUACUGUAUAUGGAUGUUGAUUACACCCGUCCAGGCCUUUCAGAUCGUCAUGAAAGUCAACGAUGUCCGAGGGGCAGGGCGCAAGAGAGUGUUUCAGGAUCGGGCCCUACUAGUUUAGCAAUGGAACCUAAAAACAAAAUGAUAACCCUAACCUUGAGGGAUGUGGUGUUUGGCCCUACUAGAUUAGCAGUGGAGCUUCAUAAAGCUGUUGUCUGUCCUCCCCCUUUAGAUCAGUGAGAAUGAGUAAAGGCUAUAUGGACACUCCUGACCCGAAUAUUCAUUUUGCAGGUCAGCAGCGUACUAAUAGUAUCUCCAGUGAGAAUGAGAGGAAAGUGACAUAGGAACGGGAGCCACUUUAGAAUACCGAGUUCUCCCCCAGUCAUUGGACGAUACCUGGUACAGCCAAUCACAAACGACACGUCAGGCAUUCUGAGAAGGUCAUUGGUCGAGUAUCAGGAUUGAUGUAAAUGGAUACCUCUCAUACCUCAGGGGUGUUACAAUACAAGCCAGCACAAACAUGCCAUUCAAUACCAUGUGCCACACACAGAACAUGUCCAAUACUGCCAACUCCAACCUAGGUAACACUAUACUGAGGUAGUCAAAACAUUGGUCACGUUCCAGGCCGACUACAUUGCAGUCGCGCUACACACAGCAACAAAUGGUUCUGCGCCACGUCAUCGACUGAGCACAUGCGGUUAGCUGACAUGUUAAACACUUAUCCAGGCGUGGAGAUCCGGCAAGCGACUGCAACGUAGUCGGUCUGGAACGCAGCCAUUGAGAUCUGGCAAGCGACUGCAAUGUAGUCGGUCUGGAACACGGCCAAAGGCUGGAAUCCCAAAACCAGUCCAAUACCAACAUCACAGCAGCUCUCUGAUGUACAGAACUAUAUAUCCAGGAGUGCGUCUGAAAUGGCACCCUAUUCCUUACACAGUGCACUACCUUUGACCAGAACCCUAUGCAGGCCCUGAUCAAAAGUAGUGUACUAUAUAGGGAAAAGGGUGCCAUUUCUGACACAAACCAGGUCCAUAACCUCGAAGACUGAUAGACAGCUAGUCUUGCCUGUAUGUACGUAACGUUGUGACCCCCCCAUCUUGUAAUUUUGUAAGGUUUGUUGCUUUUAAAUAAAAUAUGUUUCCUCUC
Messenger RNA from Salmo salar (Atlantic salmon), 1853 nucleotides. The record is from RefSeq and is a predicted model, not a curated record. Lineage: Eukaryota; Metazoa; Chordata; Actinopteri; Salmoniformes; Salmonidae.